Scutellospora calospora is the source of this 164-nucleotide messenger RNA. Lineage: Eukaryota; Fungi; Glomeromycota; Glomeromycetes; Diversisporales; Gigasporaceae. The record is from the annotation of a GenBank genome assembly.
AUAUGUAUAUUUCAUCAGAUCUACUUGCUGAGGCGCAAAAAGUGGCAAAUGUAGAUUCAAAAAACACUAAAGGAACUACUAUGCAACUUAAACAACGAUUAACAUUAAAAACAUUAAGACCGCAGAUGUCACAUGAUACGUUGAAACCAAAUUCGUACUCGUGA